AUGAUUCCUAAUUUUAUUGGUUCUCCUUACAGGGGUAACGAGAGUGAAACAGGUAGCACUACCUUAUUUAAUUAAAGUUAGUUUUGUUUUAAUAAUACCGAAUAAAUUACAUUUCCUCAAUGCAAGAGAGGAAAAGACCAUUAAAAGUUAGAAUAUUUAGAUAAAAAUUUCCAACCAUUUUGUCCAAUUUGUGUGAGCUAAAUGCAAUAAUCAUCUAUGGAGUCUUUAUAGUUUUAUUCUCUAUAAUAGAUUAUACUCAAAACAGAUAUUGCUGUGAGGAGCAAAAACUCAAAAUAUGAAUUUCAAAACACUAUCAUUUCAGAAUCAAAAACUAAGAUGGAAUCUAUUUUAAAAGGAUUGUCUCUAAUUCAACAAAAAUUAGACUCUCCCAAAUACAAUUUGGGAUUUGCAAUUUAAAAGUUUGAACAAGAUUGUUUACAACCCAGCAAGCAAAUCCGAUCUUUGCAGAGUUUACUUAAGCAAAUAAGCUAGUAGACUUCUACUGAUAUAUUAGAAUUAAACUUGUAAAAGCUAAAACAGUAAGUAAUUAUACUUUCCAAGGAUGAAGUCAAACUAAAAAAAGAUGAAAGCGACUAAAAUAGGAAGGAAUUGGCACUUAAAAUAGAAAACUAUAUUGAGAGUUUAAAAGAAUCGUCUUUAGUAUUAUUUAAAUUGGUAAACCUAAUGGAAAAUUAAUCAAAUAUAGAUCCUUUGAUGUAAUAAAAUAAGCUUUCUUAUGAAGAAUAAGGUGAAUUGGAGGAAGAAAUACAACAAGAAAUGAAUGAAUUAAUUGAAAGUUAUAGAGAUGGAUAAAUUAAGUAAAUAAUAAAUGACAAGGAUUAAGAAAUUGCUCAUCUAAAGAGUAAAAUUUAAGAUUUUCAAGCAAAUUAAGUUGAAAUAUCAGAUAAAUUUGCUAAAUCUCAGCAAUGUGUUUUCGAACUUUCAAAUGAACUUGAAAAGGUCAGUUCGAUACUUAAAUUGGCAGGCGAACUAAACUAAAUUAAGAAACCUCAGGAUAUUCUAAAAGAUUAAUAAAUAUUAGAACAGUGUGAAUUUCUUAAGGAUGAAAAUAUAAGAUUAAAAUAAGAAAUCGAUCAUAUAAACUCUUAAAGCGAUGAGAGAAUUAAUGAUUUGCAAGAAUAAAUAGACAGACUGAAUAAUGAUGUAUUAUAACAUGAAGAAGUAUAAUAGAACUACUAGAACCUUUAAAAGUAAAUAGAAGAAUAAAAAUACAGCUAUUUAAUUUAAGAAAAUAAAUAUGUUGAAGAAAUUAAUAAAUUGAAAAGUAGUGUAAACUAAAAAGAAGCUGAUCUAAAGUCAUUAAAAUAAAUAAACGAAGACCAAUUUGCAAAACUGUAAGACUUAGAAAACAAAUUAAGAAAUUCUCAAGUGUAAGUAGAAGAACUAUAAAAUUAGCUUUCUAAUCAAUAUUAAUCACAAAGUACGAAAGAUAAUUUAAAAGACACCAUUAGUAAGUAGGACAAUAAAGUAAAAGAGUUAGAAAGUAAUCUAAAGAAAAAAGAAGAACAAAAAACAGAACUAGAACUGCAAGUAAAAGAUCUAAAUGAUAAACUAAAUACUUAAAAGUAGCUACUCUACAAAUCACAAGAAUAAGCUAAGUAAUCCUAAGAGUAAUCAAGGAUUUUCUAAGAAAAAAGCUAAGAAGCAAAUGAAGAAAAUUUAAAACUAAAGGAAAUUAUAAAAGAGUGCAAGAAUUAAAUUUAGCUUGACGAAAGAAAUAUUUACAGAUUAGAGAGUGAAAUUAAAAGCCUUUCUAAUCAAUUGAAAUAAACCUACAAGUUAGUCAAUGAUCAAUAAUUAAUGCAGCAAAGCUCAAGAUAAUCCAAAAUAGGUUUUAUUUCUAUGGCUGGUUCAAGGAGAGGAAGUAAUGAAUCUAAAAGAGGAACUGGAGGAAUGAACUCUGGUAAGCUUAAUGUACUGGGUAAUAAUUCUAAAAAGUGA
This is a messenger RNA of Tetrahymena thermophila SB210, 1962 nucleotides long. RefSeq lists its product as hypothetical. The record is from RefSeq and is a predicted model, not a curated record. Lineage: Eukaryota; Ciliophora; Oligohymenophorea; Hymenostomatida; Tetrahymenidae. The transcript has 10 exons.